AUGGCUAACGCUUCUUUAUUAUCCCAUGACCGCCCAGAUACAUACUUCUGCAACGCCUUCUCAUCGCUUCAGGACGAACUCCCAGAGCUCAACCUCCCUACGCCCACGAACUGCCUCUCACCCGCCGUCCUCGCCGUCCGCCCGCUCCUCUCCUCCCUCAAAGAAGCGGUGGAAUCCUCCUACGGCACAAACAUCUGCUUCGCCUCCAUCGUCCUGGAUGAUGUUCCUUUCGGUCUCUACCAGUCCACCGCCGCCGCCGCACUCCGUAGCAUUGGUCUCGUGCCUGUUGAAAUACACCCCGAGCACCGCGCCCUCUCAGCCACAAGUUUCUACGUGCGAUCGCAACUGCCACUUAUGGCACGUCUCCCUAAACUUCUCCGAGACGAGGAGCCGUUGACAGUUCUCGCGGUGAAUUAUGAGCCAUCGAGUUUCAACACCGCGCUAUUUCAGGUGGAGGACGAUCUCGUGGGGCCUGUGAGAAGCACGAUUACGUCUCCCACCGUCAUUCCAAACGCAAAUGGUUUUACUCAGCUUUCCGCACUGCAGUCCCGCCUUCGACAUCUAAUAGCCAGCCCACCUUACGACGACCUUUGGAAUUCCGCCUCACCGUUGCACAUCGACAAACUGGUCCUAUUUGGCGAGUCCACACGCGAUCUUUCUCUGCACUCUUUGCUCCUGAGCGUGCUCGGUGCCAACCUCACGGAGGAAGCAUAUGUGGACGACUCGCCUUUCACAGCCGCCCGGGCUGUAGCGGAGCGAGCGAUCGAAGUCAUGCAUGAUCCCUACUUCCAGAUGAAAGAUCGUGGAUGGUGGCCCUUUGCGUGCCAGUGUCGAAGUGGGCUAUAUCUUACGAGCUGGUGGGAUCCGUUCGAGAUGGGGCGGUAUGAGCUUCGUUUUGCCGUUGAGGACUGGGUCAGGUCCUGGGGUUGGCCAUGGUGA
This is a messenger RNA of Didymosphaeria variabile, 939 nucleotides long. RefSeq lists its product as uncharacterized. The transcript has a single exon. NCBI's taxonomy places the organism in Eukaryota, Fungi, Ascomycota, Dothideomycetes, Pleosporales, Didymosphaeriaceae. The coding region runs from base 1 to 939 and encodes 312 amino acids. The record is from RefSeq and is a predicted model, not a curated record.